UGCUGAGGAAGUAGCAAGUUGUAUUCUGUGACGCGAUUCUGUUGCCUAGAGAGUGUAGCUGCACCAUGAGUGCAGUGACCUAUGAUGAUGUGCAUGUCAACUUCACUCAGGACGAGUGGGCUUUACUGGAUCAUUCCCAGAAGUGUCUCUAUAAAGAUGUGAUGCUGGAGACCUACAGGAACCUCAUCGCUGUAGGCUACAAAGAGGAAGACUACAAUAUUAAAGUACAUUGUCAAAGACCCAGAAGACAUGGAAGGCAUGAAAGAAGUCAUAUGGGAAAGAAAACCUAUGAAUGUGACCACUGUGGGAAAGCCUUCUCAAACCACGGUCAUCUCCAAAUACAUAGAAGAACUCAUACUGGAGAGAAACCUUAUGAAUGUAAUGAAUGUGGUAAAGCCUUCUCACAAAAGAAAAACCUCCAAAUACAUAAAAAAACUCAUACUGGAGAGAAACCCUAUGAAUGUAAUCAAUGCGGGAAAGCCUUUUUACGAUAUGGUGGUCUCCAAAUACAUAAAAGAACUCAUACUGGAGAGAAACCUUAUGAAUGUAGUCACUGUAGGAAAGUCUUUUCAUACCACAGUAGUCUCCAACUGCAUAAAAGAACCCAUACUGGAGAGAAACCUUAUGAGUGCAAUCAGUGUGGGAAAGCCUUUGCACGUUACAGUCAUGUUCAAAUACAUAAAAGAAUUCAUACUGGAGAGAAGCCUUAUGAAUGCAGUGAAUGUGGUAAAGCCUUUGCGUGUCACAGUAAUCUCCAGAUACAUAGAAGAGCCCAUACUGGAGAGAAACCCUAUGAAUGUAUGCAGUGUGGUAAAGCAUUUUCACAGCACAGUCAUCUCCAAGUUCAUAAAACAACUCAUACUGGAGUGAAACCUCACGUAUGUAAUGAAUGUGGGAAAGCUUUUGCACGUCUUGCUAAUCUUCAAAGGCAUAAAAUAACUCAUACCGGAGUAAAACACUAUGAAUGUAUUCAAUGUGAGAAAUCCUUCAGAGAAAAAUGUUAUCUCGGAAGGCAGAAGAGAAAACAUGCUGAAGUAAAACCUUAUGAAUGCACUCAGUGUGGUAAAGGCUUUGCUAAUCACUCUUAUCUUAAAAUACAUAAAAGAACACAUACUGGAGAGAAACCCUACAAAUGUAACCAGUGUGAUAAAGCCUUUGCACAACAAAGUUAUCUCCGAGUACAUAAAAGAAAACAUAGUGGAGAGAAACCUUAUAAAUGUAAUCAUUGUGGUAAAGCCUUUGCAUAUUAUAGUAGUCUCCAAACACAUGAAAGAACACAUACUGGAGAGAAACCCUACAAAUGUAAUCAAUGUAAUAAAGCCUUUGCUCAAUACAAUAGUCUUCAAUACCAUAAGAGAAUACAUACUAAAGAGAAAUCCUACAAAUGUCAUCACUGUGGUAAAGCAUUUGCACAGCACAUUUGUCUUCAUUACCAUAAAAGAACACAUACUAGUGAGAAACCCCACAAAUGUAAUCAAUGUGAUAAAGCCUUUGCACAAUACAGUAGUCUUCAACAGCAUAAAAGAACACAUUCUGGCGAGAAACCUUAUGAAUGUACUCAAUGUGGAAAAGGCUUUGCAAAUCCUAAUUAUCUGAAAAUACAUAAGAGAACCCAUACUGGAGAGAAACCAUACAAAUGUAAUCACUGCGGUAAAGCCUUCGCCUAUAACAAUAAUAUCAUAAAACAUGAAAGAACACAUACUGGAGAGAAACCUUACAAAUGUAAUCAAUGUGAUAAAGCCUUCACACAACAUGGUAGUCUUCAGCAACAUAAAAGAACACAUUCUGGAGAAAAACCUUAUGAAUGUAUUCAGUGUGGUAAAGGCUUUGCCACACACUGGUAUCUUCAAAUACAUGCAAAAACCCAUACUGGAAAGAAACCCUAUAAAUGUAAUCACUGUGAUAAAGCCUUUGCACAACGGAAUUAUCUCCGAGUACAUGAAAGAACACAUACAGGAGAGAAACCUUAUGAAUGUAUUCAAUGUGGUAAAGCCUUUGCCACACACAAUCAUCUUCAAGUACAUGAAAGAACACAUACUGGAGAGAAACCCUACAAAUGUGAUCAAUGUGAUAAAGACUUUCCAUAUCACAAUAGUCUUCAACGUCAUAAAAGAUCACAUACUGGAGAGAAGCCUUAUAAAUGUAAUCAAUGUGAUAAAGCCUUUGCACAUCACAAUAGUCUUCAAUACCAUAAAAGAACACAUAGUGGGGAAAAGCCCUAUGAAUGUAAUCAAUGUGAUAAAGCCUUUUCACAUGCAAUAUAUCUUCAGAAACAUAAAAGACGUCAUGCUGGAGAGAAACUCUAUGUUUGUAAUCAGUGUGGCAAAGCCUAUACACUGAAGAAGACUCUUCUCGCUCACAUAAGAAAUCAUACAGACGAGAAAGCCUAUGAAUGUAAUCAAUGUGGUAAAGCCUUUGUAUGCAAAAGUUAUCUUCGUGCUCAUGAAAGAACUCAUACUGGAGAGAAACCCUAUGAAUGUAAUCAAUGUGGCAAAACCUAUACACUAAAUAAGAAUCUUCUCUGUCAUAAGAGGAGUCAUACAGGAGAGAAACCCUAUGAAUGUAAUCAGUGUGGUAAAGCCUAUGCACUGAAAAAGAAUCUUGUCUCUCACCAUAGAAGUCAUACUGGAGAGAAAUCCUAUGAAUGUAAUCAAUGUGGUAACGCCUUUGCAGAGAAGUAUACCCUUCUCAGACAUGAAAGAAUUCAUACUGGUGAGAAACCUUAUGAAUGUGAUCAAUGUGGUAAAGCCUUUGCAAGGAAGCUUUUUCUUCUCUGGCAUGAAAGAAUUCAUACUGGAGAGAAACCAUAUGAAUGUAAACAAUGUGGUAAUGCAUUUGCAAGGAGGAGUUAUCUUCUCUGUCAUGAAAGAAUUCAUACUGGAGAAAAACCCUAUGAAUGUAAUCAGUGUGGUAAAGCCUUUUUAGAGAAGAGAGGUCUUCAGCGUCAUGAAAUAAUUCAUACUGGAGAGAAACCCUAUGAAUGCAGUCAGUGUGGUAAAACCUUUGUACAGAUGAGUUAUCUUCACAGCCAUAUAAAAAUUCAUAGUGGAGAGAAACCCUAUGGAUGUAAUCAGUGUGAUAAAGCCUUUACAGUGAAGUCUAAUCUCCGCAGGCAUGAAAGAAUUCAUAGUGGAGAAAAGCCAUAUGGAUGUAAUCAGUGUGGUAAAGCCUUUACACAGAAGUGCAUGCUUCAGAAUCAUGAAAGAAUUCAUACUGGAGAGAAACCAUAUCGAUGUAAUCAGUGUGGUACAGCCUUUACAAGGAAGCAGUAUCUUCUUCGUCAUGGAAGAAUUCAUGCUGGAGAGAAACCCUGUUAAAGUAAUCAGUGUGACAAAGCCUUUGUAGAGAAGAGUAGUCUUCACAUGCUUGAAAGAAGUCACAGAGGAGAGAAACUCUAUGGAUGUAAUCAGUGUGUUAAACACUUUGCGCAGAACUAUCAUCAUCACAUUCUAAACAUUGUUCUUCUUUCUUGAUGGUAUGAGGAACAAAAACAAUCCCUAAGGGACAAAAACCAUAUUUUUCCAUUAAGGCAUAAAAAGCAUGGUUUAAUUGACUAACAAAAGUGGCCAAUAAUAAGUAAUGUGAAGUAAGCCCACUCCUAACUGUUCUAUUGUAAGUAACAUGAAAACACAUUCUGAGAACAAGUCUGUGUAUUGAUUAAUAUUUCAGCAAAAGCUAAAUGUUUCAAUUUCUAAUUAUGCACUAACCAGUCCAGUUAAAAUUAUAGGAGGGAUGGCUUUGGACUCUCUUCACAGUUUUACAUCAAUAAUAUAUUGCCUCACCCUCCCUGUGUCAUAAACUAAAUUGAAGGGAUCUUGAUCACCUUUGUCUUCAAAAAUAUAUCACAUUGGUGAACUAUUUUGAUGGCAUUAUUUUGUUUGGACCACGUGAGCAGGAGGAAGCAACCAUUUUGAUCUCAUUGAUAACACAUAUGCACAUCAGAGGAUGGGACAAAUCCAGCCAAACUUCAAGGAACUUCUACCUCAUUGAAAUUCAUUGAAAUAUUAGGGUUGUGUAAUUCAGAAGUAUUUCUUCUAAGGUGACAGAGAAGUUAUUGCACCUGGUCCUUCUACCAUCAAGAUAGAAGCCAGUGUUUACUGGGCCUGUUUAGAUUCUUAAGAUAUCACAGUCCUCUCUUGGGUGUGUUAGUUUUGCCCAUAUACCAAGUGAAUGGAUGCUGUGGGGUAAUGCUCUUGUGCACUGAAAAGAUUUGUCACUUGUAUUAUUUUAAUAUAACACUGAUUGACCAGUAGCCUGGCAGAAAGGAUAGGCAGGACGACUAAACUAAGAGAAUUCUAUGAAAAGGAAAGCAGAGAGUCAGUCACCAGUCAGAUAAAGAGAAAGCAAAUGAGAAUUCCUCACUGACAAAAGGUACCAAGCCACAUGGCUAAACAUAGACAAGAAUUAUAGAUUAAUUUAAGGUGUAAGAGCCUGUUAGUAAUAAGCCUGAACUAACAGGCCAAAGAGUUUAUAAUUAAUAUUAGCCUCUGUGUGUUUUUUUAGAACUGAAUGGCUACGGGACUGGACAGGACAGAAAUUUCCAUCUAAAAAUGGCACCCAAAGGUUUGGCAAGAAUUCCCACAUAAGACUCCACUAAGAAUGCUUUAAAAAAUAAUUCUAGACUGAUAAGAAUAGAGUCAAGUGCAGUUUCUUAGUAACUGUAUUAUCUCCUGUAGUCUCCUGAAGCCCCUUUAAGAAAGGCUUCCUAACUCAGUGUUAGUAGCAAAAAACCUUGAGGCUCUUUUAAGAAGCAGUGUCACCAAACAAUUAAAUGAUGUUUAUGAAUAGCUGACAUCAGGCUUCCUGGUGGUAGCAUGGACCUAGAAACUCCACAAAGUUGUGACAGUAAUGUGCCUCCCACCAGUACCUCCACCGUGAAGUUAAGGAAUGGUGUGGGGCCAGCCAACAAAGCUGGAGCUUUGAUCCUAGCCAUAUGGCUUAGCAAAAUCAAGAUUCAUGUGGUCAGAAAAAUAUAAAGAUACAGUAAAAACAGAUUCAGAUAAAAAAUUCUAAAUGGUUUAUAAUGUGUUUAAAAAUAUAUGUAGGUUUGAGCAAGAAAAGAAAAAA
Messenger RNA from Microtus ochrogaster (prairie vole), 5067 nucleotides. RefSeq names its product zinc finger protein 431-like. NCBI's taxonomy places the organism in Eukaryota, Metazoa, Chordata, Mammalia, Rodentia, Cricetidae. The transcript is spliced from 12 exons. The record is from RefSeq and is a predicted model, not a curated record. The coding region runs from base 66 to 3317 and encodes 1083 amino acids. Gene Ontology annotation, cellular component: nucleus. Gene Ontology annotation, biological process: regulation of DNA-templated transcription.